Messenger RNA from Kazachstania africana CBS 2517, 3723 nucleotides. It is a transcript of the gene SEC31, whose product is annotated as Sec31p. Gene Ontology annotation, molecular function: structural molecule activity; protein binding. Gene Ontology annotation, cellular component: endoplasmic reticulum exit site; COPII vesicle coat. Bases 1 to 3723 code for a protein of 1240 amino acids. NCBI's taxonomy places the organism in Eukaryota, Fungi, Ascomycota, Saccharomycetes, Saccharomycetales, Saccharomycetaceae. The record is from RefSeq and is a predicted model, not a curated record. Gene Ontology annotation, biological process: endoplasmic reticulum organization; COPII-coated vesicle cargo loading; endoplasmic reticulum to Golgi vesicle-mediated transport. The transcript has a single exon.
AUGGUUAAACUUGCUGAACACUCACGUACCGCUACUUUUGCGUGGUCGCAUGAUAAAAUACCAAGACUAAUCACAGGUACUGCCUCUGGAACAAUAGAUGCCAAUUUUUCAAGCGAUUCUGUUUUGGAAUUAUGGUCUCUUUUAUCUACAGACACAGUUAAACCCGUUGCUUCCAUCAGUACUGAUACAAAAUUCAAUGAUUUAGAUUGGUCUUACGAUAAUAAAACGAUUGCUGGUGCAUUAGAUAAUGGAAUUAUCGAAUUAUUCUAUUUAUCGAACGAUCAGUUGACUUCGGUGGCUAAAUUAACAACACAUACUUCUUCUGUAAAGACUUUAAAAUUCAAUAGUAAACAGGAAAAUGUCCUUGUUUCAGGUUCAAAUAAAGGUGAAAUCUUCGUUUGGGAUACAAAUAAGGCUAAACAAACAGAUUAUGUUCCAAUGACCCCAGGGACUGCAAUGACCCCAUUAGAAGAAAUUACUUCUCUGUCAUGGAAUCAAUCUUUAGCUCAUGUCUUCGCAUCUGCAGGUGCUACUGUAUACGCUUCAAUCUGGGAUUUGAAGGCUAAGAAGGAAGUUAUCCAUCUAAGUUACACUUCUCCAGCCACUGGAUUGAAAUCACAAUUGUCUGUUGUUGAAUGGCAUCCAAAUAAUUCCACAAGAGUGGCCACCGCCACCGGUAAUGAUAACGAUCCAUCCAUCCUGGUCUGGGAUUUAAGAAAUGCCAAUACUCCAUUACAAGUAUUAGAUCAAGGACAUUCAAAGGGUAUUAUCUCCUUGGAUUGGUGCCACGAAGAUGAAAGUUUAAUGUUAUCAAGUGGUCGUGACAAUACCGUCCUCUUAUGGAACCCUGAAUCUGGCGAAAAAUUAUCUCAAUUCCCAACUCGUAGCAAUUGGUGUUUUAAGACAAAAUUCGCUCCUGCAAUGCCAGAUAUCUUUGCAUCGGCUUCUUUCGAUAAUAAAAUUGAGGUUCAAACUUUACAAAACUUAGUUAAUACAUUAGAUCAAAAGAAAACUGAAACAAAACAACAUGAAAGUGAAACAGAUUUCUGGAAUCACGUUUCACAAGAAGAAUCAAAUGAAAAACCAACUGUUAUGAAACUUCAAGCCCCAACCUGGUACGGUACUAAACCUCCUACUGUUCAAUGGGCUUUCGGUGGUAAACUGGUUAAGAUCAACGCAGACGGUAAAUCAGUUUCUAUUAUAAAACCAACCAUCCCGGGAUUUGAAAAAAAUGAAUUACUAGGAGAUGCUUUGAAAACUAAGGACUUUAAACCAUUAAUUAAUGUCAGAUUGGCUAAAUCUAUCAAUUCAACAAACGAAGAUGACUGGAAUUUAUUAGAUAAAUUAUCCAUGGAUGGAAAAUCAGAAUUUUUAAAAGAUGCCUUUUCCUUUGAUACAGAUGAAGAAGAAAAUCAAGAAAAUGCUGAUGAAGGUGAGGAAUUUUUUAAUAAAAUUGAAACAAAAUUUGAACCAAGCGGAAACUUCUCCAUUGACAGUUCUACCGAGGAAGCUAUCUCGAGAAAACUAGUUACCGGUAAUUUUAAGAAUGCCGUUUCUAAAUCUCUAGAAGAUGAUCUAUUAAUGGAGGCAUUAAUUAUAGCUCUAGAUUCAAAUGAUCAAGAUUUGAAGGACAAGGUCAAAAAUGCUUAUUUCGCAAACUAUGCCAACAAAUCAUCCUUAUCAAGAGUUCUUUACUGCAUUUCCAGAAGAGAUAUAACUGAUAUGGUAGAAAAUCUUGACGUCAGUAAAUGGAAAUACACCGCAAAAGCAAUCCACACUUACUAUUCAAAUGAUGAAACGAAAAAGAAUACUUUACUAGUAGAAUUAGGUAAUAAAGUAUUAGAAAAGGGUAAUAGGCAAGAUGCUUUAGUGUUAUACCUAGCAGCCAAUUCUAUCGAUAAAGUUGCUGCCAUUUGGUUAAGAGAAUUCAGUACUUUGGAAGAUAACUUGAAAAAAGAAAACAAAACUGUCUAUGAAGCUCAUUCAGAAGUUUUGAAUGAAUUUGUUGAAAGAUUCACUGUUUUUAAUAGCUUCAUUAAUGGUACUCCAAUAAUAGAGAGUGAAGAAUUGAUCUCAAAAUUCUUGGAAUUUGUCAAUAUCAUAUCUUCGAGUGGUAAUUUUGACCUAGCUUCCACUUUCUUAGACACAUUACCUAAUGAUAAUAAGGAUGUCAUUUCUGAGAAAGAGCGUGUUCUAAUAGCUUCUGGCAAAUCUGCCAGGUCAACUGUAUCUUCUACCUUGGCUAGACAACAACAAAAGAUCAGAUCCGUUCCCUCUAUGCCUCAACCACAAGUUCCACAAUAUACUCCUUCAAUCCCGACUGCAGCCAGUUCUAUGGCUGCAGCUCAAGCACCAUACAUGAGUGAUCAGCGUCAAUCUUCAGUAGCAAGUGCAGUUGCUAACCCAUACGCACCACCACCUUCAGAAAUUCCAUCAUCUCUUCCCCAACCUAUGUUGAACAACACCGUCACUCCAACCGCACCAUCUUAUGGAUCCAAAAACCCAUAUGUUGCUGCUGCGCGUUCUGUAUCACCAAAUCUUCAAAGUUCAUACAUCCCUCCAGCAGCUAACUUUGCACCAGCACAACCGGCACCUUUUGGAAUGAAUGAACCACUAUCUCCAUCUGCACCACCGAUGAACAGAGGUAUGCAAUCUGGCCAAAAGCCACAUUUAAACAAAAAGGCAAAUGACGGUUGGAAUGAUUUACCACUAAAAGUCAAGGAAAAAACAUCUCGUGCCAAGGCUGUGUCAGUCGCACCAGUAGCCGUGGGUGUGCCACAACCCGCCAUGUCUAAUGCCACUUCAAAUGUUGCAAUGCCAAACAUGCCACCACCACCUGUAUCAAGAACUCCCUCCAUAGUUUCUGUACCUCACCCACCUACCAAAUCAAGACAUUCUUCAAUGGCACCAAUUCCUGAUGCUUCCAAUGAGGCUCCAAAAAAGAUUUCUAAUCCAUAUGCACCACAGGCAAGCAAUGCGGCACCCCAAUCGGUUGCAUCUCCAGCAAGUGCUUACAAUCCAAUUGCACAACAACCACUACCUCCUGUCACUAACCCAUAUGCUACUGCAACCCCUGCCACUUCAGUGCAUUCACAAUUUUCAAACCCAUAUGCUCCACCACCUCAGACACUCGGUCCUAUGUCUACAGGCGUCGCUGGAAAUGUAGCCCCUCCUAUACAACCACCUGUUGGUCCACCACCAACUAAUUUGAAGAAGAAGAGUCACAAUACUGCUAACGUCGAGUCAGCUAAUAAUGUAUUACAAUCAAUUCAAAAAUCUUCUACGACCUCUCCAUAUUCAGCACCAACCACCACUGCUCCACCAACAUCUCAAGCCCCACCUGCGCAAGUGCAACAAGAAAUAGUUGGCAACGGCAUCGAUCAAAAUGCGCAAGGUAUUCCAGAAGAUCAGCAACCUAUAGUUGAUUUUUUCAAGGAGGAGUUAGAACGCGUAACUCCAUUGAUUCCAAAGGAAUAUACAAAGCAAUUGAAGGACUGUGACAAGAGAUUAAAAAUAUUAUAUCAACACUUAGAGAAACAAGAUUUGUUGACCGAACCAACAAUUGCCAAGUUGAAGCAGAUAGUGGAAUUAAUGAGAUCCAAGAAGUAUUCAGAGGCUAUGAGCGUUCAUGUUGAAAUCGCUACACACCAUGCAAAUGAAGGUGGAAAUUGGUUAACCGGGGUUAAGAGAUUGAUCGGUAUCGCAGAAGCCACCUUGAAUUAA